Molecule: messenger RNA, 1322 nt
Organism: Colius striatus (speckled mousebird)
Lineage: Eukaryota; Metazoa; Chordata; Aves; Coliiformes; Coliidae
Gene: CLTRN
Product: collectrin, amino acid transport regulator
Exons: 6
Coding region: 1-681 (226 amino acids)
Source: RefSeq, a predicted model, not a curated record
AUGUUACGGGUUUUGCUGCUUACUAUUUCUGUACUUGCUGUUGCUCAUGCUGAGCUCUGCAAGCCAGAUGCACAGAAUGCUUUCAAAGUACGGCUUAGUAUCAAAACAGCUUUGGGAGAUAAUGCAUAUGCCUGGGAUGCCAAUGAAGAGUACCUCUUCAAAGCAAUGGUGGCUUUUGCAAUGAGAAGAUAUUCCAGCAAGAGCACAACUCAAAUUUCCAAUGUGCUGCUCUGCAACAUGACAGGUCGUGUGUCAUUUUGGUUUGUGGUCACAGAUUCUUCCAAAAAUGUGACAACCGUUCCUGGAAGUGAGGUAGAGGCAGCCAUCAGGAUGAACCGGAACAGAAUCAACAGUGCCUUCUUACUGAAUGACAAAACACUGCAGUUCCUGCAGAUAACCUCAACCUUAUCACCUCCCGUUGAACCCUCCACUCCUGUCUGGCUUAUCAUAUUUGGUGUUGUUCUUUGCCUCAUUGUGGCUGGAAUUGUUUUCCUCAUUGUUGGAGGGAUUCGGAAACACAAGAAAAAGAAUAAAGAGCCAGCAGAGAGAGAAAAUUUAGAAGAGAAAGGCGAAGUGAAUGUAACAGUAGAAAACGGGAUUCCUUGCGAAGUGCUGGAUUUAAAAGCAGGCCACAUUAAUGGAGUCUUUGCAGCAGACGAUGAACGGUUCACACCCUUAUGAAAUGUUGCUGUUGCUAUCUGGUGGGUUUUUGAAAGACUCCUGUGCUGACUUUAUCUCGUCGCUAGUCCCAAACAUCAAACAUGAAGACAAGAAAAAUGUUCUUUCAUUUAAUUUCCCUUGAGGGGACCUUUUGCUUUGAUAACACACACACUCGAACCUCCAUUACAGAGCUUUUGUUCAUGAGAAAAACAAAUGAGAAGACCUCGAAUGAUGUGCAUUAAAGAUUUCCAGAAGAUGUGUGUCAGAAGAGGAUUGAAACCCACCUUGUCAAGCAUUUGAUUUUUAAUGAUGAUUUAAAUAUGUCCAUUGCUUGUUUUUCUCUGAUAUAAAUGUGAAACUGCAUUAUUCCUGAAUGUCACCAGGGAGAUCAUCUAUCAUUGUCAAUUCUUGAUGGAUUUUCUUUCAAACCAUAUGCAAAAAUUACCCUGUAAAAUGACUUCUGUUUGCUGAUAUGCAGUAUGCCUUUGGAUGGACUAGUGAGCAAUGCAUGAAAGUUUUCAUUUAUUGAGGAGAAAAAAAAAACCCAAGCUUUCACAACCUCCAUAAGAGCAGAUUAAAAAAGCAGCUGGGUCACCUAUAACUUUAGGGCUAGCAAAGAUCUGGUACUAACUGGUUUUCACUUAACAGUCAAAGUCACAGAU